CUCUCUAUAUUGUUGCAACGCUGUCCAUCUUCACCAUAUUUUAUAGAAACUUAUAUUGUUAUUUCUAAUCAUUAAAUCUUUGCCCUUGUAUUUAUUAUAUAUAUAGUCUCGGUCGUUCCGUUUGUCUCUUCUUCGAUCUUCUCAAAAUCAGUUUCAUCUCAUCUAUCGAUCACUCCAUAGUGAUUAACAGUUUAACACUCAACAAUAUGGGGAACUACGCUUCAUGCGGUCUAUACAAAACGACACCAUCGUCUCAGUCGUCAACUUCAUUAUCACCGUCGUCGGCUAAAGUGAUUCUCCCGGACGGUGGAGUGCGUGAUAUCCACGCGCCGACGAAAGUGGCGGAGAUCAUGAUGGAGAUGCCAAGCUAUUUCCUCGUCGACGCCAAAUCCUUGAGAAUCGGCCGGAAAUUCAUACCACUCGGCGCCGACGAUGACCUUGACCUAGGUGGCUGCCAUGUGUACGUUGCGUUCCCGAUGACGCGUGUCAUUUCCGCAGCCAACGCAUCCGACAUGACUCGGCUCUACCUCGCCGGCAAGAAACGCGCCAAAAGCGUUGACAAUAGGAGAGUGUCUCCGGAAGAGGAAGGUGUUCAUCAUCAUGACGUAAGGCUGAUCGGACGACCGAAGCUGAAUCUUGAAGACAUAGAAGAGUUCUCGGCGGCGGAGUUUAUUCAUCGGAUCUCUGUUUCCAAAUCUAAGAAACCACAGCUAGAGACAAUAAUAGAAGAUCAUGUGUCCUAAUAUAACCAAUUUUUAAUACUAUAUAUGUUUUUUUUUUUUCUCAUUUUCUCUUCACCAACCAAGGUGCCUCAUUAGUCAUUAGUAGUAACUUAACGUGUGUUUUUCAUUUGUGAUAACUUUUUUUUUUCCGUUUACGCAAAUGUGAAUAUGUUUUGUGUUAACCUGCAGAUUAAUGUGUGUUAAUAUAAACUUCUUUUUCA
Messenger RNA from Camelina sativa (false flax), 943 nucleotides. RefSeq lists its product as uncharacterized. The record is from RefSeq and is a predicted model, not a curated record. NCBI's taxonomy places the organism in Eukaryota, Viridiplantae, Streptophyta, Magnoliopsida, Brassicales, Brassicaceae.